ACACACACUCACACUCACACACACACACACACAGACAGAGUGCACUGAGAGUUCAAGAGCGCUAGUGUGUGCUUGACUGCAAUUAAGGGGAGUGGAAAUAUUUUGGGGCAGUAUUCGCUUUAUCCAUCCACGUUUCUUUCGGUCAGGACGAAGUUUCGCAAGAGGAUAGUUAUACUUUUGGUUACUUUACUCUGUGCGCCAGGCAAUUAAGCAAAGUGACGCUACUGUCCACAGCGAGGACAUGUGUUGCAUGUGAGAAGACACGGAGUUGAGUACGCAGGGUUGCAGAAAAGGACAGAGUGAAAACUGAACAAGACUACUCCACACACCAUGAAGAAAGGGGACUCUGGUUAUCAGAGUCGGAAUGAAGUUGGGGCUCUGCACUGCAUGUCUGGCAGUAAUUAUGAGGGCAAAGGGAAGAGAAUUAAGGUAGCAUCCCAUCCCAUCCCAUUGGUGGGAUUGAUCUUGUUAGCCACCCUCCCUUUUGGAGCAAGCAUCAAACAAAGUGUCCCCAGGGUUAAACUCAGCCACGGAGGGGGUUUUUUAAAAAAGAAAAAUUUAGCAUUCACGGUACUGCAGGGUUUAUUAACUUUUUGGUUUGUCUCUAUGCCCUGUCUUUUAUUUUUUGGGGGCCAAAAACCGGGCUGCAACCCGGGGCGUGUAUCCGGUUUUUGGGCCCCCUCGAGGCCUCCACUCCCUCCCCCGGGGCGGGCGGAUGAAGAGAGAGGUCGUCUUCCUUUUGGGGGGCCAGGAUCACAUCUCCUGCUUGACACUGCCCCUUUGGGCCCCAGAACCCCCAAAAGGAUUCACUGGCCUGCUCCCCGAGACCAAGUGGAAAUGUGCAAACUGGCAGGCAAAAAUGCAAAUUUGGAGUGUGCUAACUUUGUCAGGGUCCUUCACAACUACAAUCGAACACAUGUCUAUGCCUGUGGGACAGGAUCCUUCCACCCCAACUGUGCUUUCAUUGAAAUCACUGGCCGCAGAGAGGAUGGCGUGUUCCAACUGCUGUCUAGGACAGUGGAGUCUGGCAGAUUGAAAUGUCCUUUUGAUCCCUCGCAGCCAUUCACCUCAGUCCUCACAGAUCAGUACCUGUAUGCGGGCACAUCAUCAGACUUCCUGGGCAAAGACACAACUUUCACACGCUCCCUUGGCCCUCCACCUGACCAGCACUACAUACGCACAGACAUGUCUGAAGAAUACUGGAUCAAUGAGGCCAGGUUUAUAUCUGCUCAUGCCAUUGCAGACACCUACAAUCCAGAUGAUGAUAAGAUAUACUUUUUCUUCCGCGAGGUGUCAUGGGAAGGCAACGGCAAGAGCAUCCUGUCCCGAGUGGCUCGUGUGUGCAAGAAUGAUGUGGGUGGGCUGAGAAGUCUGACCAAUAAAUGGACCACCUUCCUCAAAACCAGACUUGUGUGUUCUAUCCCUGGACCAGAUGGAGUGGACACACACUUUGAUGAGCUCCAGGACAUCUUCAUGCUUCCUACCAGAGAUGACAAAAACCCCAAAGUGUAUGCAGUCUUCACCACUUCAAGCUCCAUUUUCCGUGGCUCAGCAGUGUGUGUGUACAGCAUGGCGGACAUAAGGGCCGUGUUUAAUGGACCUUACGCCCACAAGGAAGGGCCGGACCAUCGAUGGGUAGAAUACGAGGGGAGGAUACCGUAUCCCCGUCCUGGAACGUGUCCCAGCAAGACAUAUGAUCCAAGGAUCAAGACCACCAAAGACUUCCCAGAUGAGGUGGUCAGUUUUAUUCGAUUCCACCCCCUUAUGUAUCGCUCUGUCUACCCUCUGACUGGUCGACCGGUGUUCACCCGUGUCCGAGUGGACUACACCCUGACUCAGAUCGUGGUGGACAGAGUUUUGGCAGAGGAUGGACAAUAUGAGGUCAUGUUUCUUGGAACAGAUGCCGGCUCAAUUCUAAAGGUGGUGAGCAUCACUCAGGAAAAUUGGUCAACAGAGGAAGUGGUGCUUGAAGAACUUCAAGUUUUCCAGGUUCCCACUCCCAUCCACAGUAUGGAGAUGUCUUCUAAACAGCAACAGCUCUACGUGGGAUCAAAUGAAGGGCUAGCCCAGGUUUCACUCAGUAGAUGUCACCUGUAUGGCCAAGCCUGUGCUGAAUGCUGCCUGGCACGAGACCCCUACUGCGCAUGGGAUGGACACACAUGCUCACGAUACGUCCCUGCAUCAAAGCGGCGAGCCAGAAGACAGGACAUCAAGCAUGGAGACCCUGCCAGUCAGUGCUGGGACACUGAAGACAGUCUUGUUGGGGGACAGGUGGAGGAGAGAGUCCUCUAUGGGGUGCAGAGCAACUCCACCUUCCUCGAAUGUAUCCCCAAAUCUCAACAGGCUCUGAUCCGGUGGUACAUACAGAGGCAUGGAUCUGAACGCAGGGAGGAGGUCAGGCUGGAUGAUCGUGUCGUACACACAGAUCGAGGUCUCCUGAUUCGCUCCCUCCAAACCUCUGAUGCUGGCGUGUAUGUCUGCGUAGCUCAAGAGCACACACACUUCACCCACACUCUCCUCCAUCUCAAGCUACAACUUGUUACACAUGGACAACUGGAUGGGAAGCCCAAGCCCAGUGAUGACCCCAUGGUGGAGCUGCGCCACAGCGUGGAGUCCCGUCAGCGUUAUAAAGACUACCUGAGAGUGAUGAGCUCUCCUUUUGGCUCUCUGGAGGAGUAUUGCGAUUCACUAUGGUUGGAGAAAAGGCCAACAAGGGUGCGAGGAAGAGGCUUAGGAGCUGGCAAAUGGAAACAUAUACAGGAAAUGAAGAAGAGCAGGAACAGGAGACAACACAGAGAGAGGGACGAAGAGUUGGAAAAACAGGAGCGAGGGAGGGUGGUGAGGACAGCAAAGCAGUGAGGGGUGUGGUGAACAAACAAUCAGGGUUAGCUAUCUAUACGAUAAGGCAGAACGUGACACAUAACUGCAAAAUUGCAAUGACAGAUCAAUUCAUGAGCAAGCAAAAUCUAACUCAGAGUAACAGUAAUGGGGCGUGAAAGACUAACUCUGAAAUACAGUAUAUAGAGGUCAAAGAGUAUUGAAAAGAUAUCAACAUGCAAUUUUAUGUAGGAUUGGGGUGUGAAUAUCUAAUUGCAUUCAUCUCUCCUGAAUCGGAACAUGACUGGUCUUUUCUACAGCUUUCACUGGCUAAAUACUGUAGUUUCCCCAGCAGGACAGACUGACGGUUAUUAGAGGUGAUGAUUUGAGGAUAAUGAAACAUAUAGUGGAAUUAGUGAGAUUGGGAAAAUACCAAAAAAACUAAGAGUUUGCUUGUGGUGAUGACAAUGCAUUCAUGUUGAAUGACUGUAAAUAUUUACAUACCAUGUACAGGAGUUACAGCAUGCUCAUUUAGUCUUAUUACUGAUCUGUACACUUAAAAUGAUAAUCAUGUAUUAUGUUUGGUCUGACAAAAUGACAUAUCAUUCUUUAAUGCUGUUGUUGAAAGUUAUUUAAAUAAAUUUGUCUUGGAGCCUCUGUUCAAUAAAUUAAUUACAUUGUGUAAAGAGACUAAAGGACUCAAGCAAACAGCAAACAAGGUUGAGAAUGGGUUUGUGUUAGUUCAGAUGAGCCUCUCCUGAUAUAGCAACACAAGUCCCUGUGCACUGUAUGCAGAUGUCAGAAUGAUUCAGGACCAGCUGGUCUCUUGUUUAGGUGUGUGUGUGUGUGUGUGUGUGUGUGUGUGUGUGUGUGUGGUGUGUGUGUGUGUGUGUGUGUGUGUGUGUGUGUCUAAAAGAUAGAGGGAAAAUGGGUGCCUUCAGGAAACCAUGCAAAAUAGGAAAGUUUGUGAACAAACUAAGUAAUUUACAGAAUUCCUUGAAUAACCUGGUAAAGCUCUAAAUGCAUCAACAUCAGUUUCAUGAGCAAACAUUCUGCACAACAACACACUCAUUCCAAUGUUUCUAACUCUCUACAGGGGGGAACUUCAAAGUUGCUAGUACAAAAGUAGAUAGCAUUGUGUGUGUGUUUUUUCAUUACACUAUAAGUUGUGUAAAACAAGUGCAGUUUUUCCUAUGCUUUCAUAUGUGUUUUUUUGGCUGCAGUUGCUGUGGAGUUUAUAUUGUUUACACAUUUCUGUGGCAGGUUAUUUAAUUUAUGUGGUUGCUUGUUGCCCCCCCCCAUGGUGUCCCUAUACUUUUUAUUUAUUGUCGGCCAUUUUUUUUUAUUGUCUAAGUUUUGUCUCUUUUCUGGUUAAUUAUUCUAAGGCUAUACUGAAUGUGUUGUAUAAUUGAUAAUCAGUUAUGUUGGUUUGGAUAUAAGGUGUCUGUGGUUUGACGUUUAGGCUACAUUGACAUUGUUUUGUAGCCUAAAUCUUUUCUUUAAUUUAAUUGGUAUAAUCUAUAUUAGCCUACGUAUAGUCUUAUAAGACUACUUACCUUUUACAUUGUAGCACACUAACUUUUACUCAGAAUACAUUUUAACUAACCUACUUUUUACUUUUACCUGGGUACGUUUUUACUCAAGUAUUUUUACUUUUACUUGUGUAAAAUGCAUUUAAUGGAAUACGACUUUUUGUUGAGUAAAGUAUUCUAGUAGUCUUUUCCAAGGCGUUGAACAACUUCUAAUGCUUAAUAACUUAAUAGCCUUUUAAUUCUUUUACUGAUCUCAUAUUUAGGCCUCCCUUAAUACAUGACUGUUAUUGUCUGUUAGUGAUACACUCUGUAUUUUUUUGCCUAAACUACCAUUCACCUCAAUUCAUUGUACUUUUACUGUACUUGUUUUUAUAUAAGUAUGCACAUACUUACAGCAUUCAAGCCUCCUAUUUUGUGUGUCCCCACAGUGAUUUCUCCAUGUUUCCUGUAACAAAGACAAUAAAUAUUUCAAGAACUUC
Molecule: messenger RNA, 4828 nt
Organism: Etheostoma spectabile (orangethroat darter)
Lineage: Eukaryota; Metazoa; Chordata; Actinopteri; Perciformes; Percidae
Gene: sema3d
Product: sema domain, immunoglobulin domain (Ig), short basic domain, secreted, (semaphorin) 3D
Exons: 18
Coding region: 331-2859 (842 amino acids)
Biological process (GO): neural crest cell migration; semaphorin-plexin signaling pathway; negative chemotaxis
Cellular component (GO): plasma membrane
Molecular function (GO): semaphorin receptor binding; chemorepellent activity
Source: RefSeq, a predicted model, not a curated record